UGGUGUUUGUCAAGAUUGUGCUGUUGUGUGUUUACAGUGAUUUUUAUCCCGUUACUAUAAUCCGGAUUGAAGUUAACGCUUUUAAGGAGUAGAUGAAGGUGACAGAAUGUCUCGCAACAAAGACAAGCAUGAGGGCGCUAGCGGGCGCACAUAUCACAUUAUGUCGGACGCGGAGCGGGCAUCUGGCAGGCGCGGAGGCUGGACUACACUUGAGAUAACAGGAGGUGUGCGCGCGUUGGCGCCUCCAUUGUUUCAACUGACGCACCUGUCGGCGUUGUACCUGAACGACAACUCACUUCAGAGGAUCCCGCCCGACAUCAACCAGUUGGUCAACUUGCAUACGCUCGAUAUGUCCAACAACAAGCUGCGCACACUGCCCGCUGAGCUGGGAGAUCUGAUACAACUUAGAGAAUUACACCUACACAACAAUUACCUGAGGGUUCUGCCCUACGACCUCGGCAAGCUGUUCCACCUUCAACUCCUCGGCCUCCAGGGAAACCCGCUCAGCAAGGAGAUGCUCUCCAUCUACAACGACAACAACGGCACGUCGAAGCUGCUGACGUACCUCCUCGACAAUAUGCAAGGUAAGUUCUAUUGGCAAAAUCUAAUAACAGCUCUCAGAUCAAUUAGAUUUUCUCGAUUAUAA
Messenger RNA from Pararge aegeria (speckled wood butterfly), 646 nucleotides. Its product is annotated as CCR4-NOT transcription complex subunit 6-like. Lineage: Eukaryota; Metazoa; Arthropoda; Insecta; Lepidoptera; Nymphalidae. Gene Ontology annotation, molecular function: protein binding. The coding region runs from base 107 to 646 and encodes 179 amino acids. The record is from RefSeq and is a predicted model, not a curated record. The transcript has 5 exons.